GUGACUUUGAAGUUCGAACGUCACGUCAAACUUCAAAUAAAUAUUUCAUUUUCAGUUUCAAACUGUUCGCAGCUAGAGAGGCUCGAGCAGGGCGAAUUUAUGUGAUAUUUUUAAUUUUUAUUUGUAAAAAUAGUUUAUUUUACCAAUUAUGGCGUCGUGUUUGAGAGUUGUUCGAAAGGGCAGUAAAUCGAAGAGUUUGCUCUUCAGCGAAAUACAAUCGAGAUGUUUCCACGUGUCCCCUUUGACUGCUGCUUCUUCGAAAGUUGCCAUGAGCAAAUUCGACGAAGAUCCCCUACCUUACCCGAAACUCGUCAAAAACCUGGAAGUAGUGAAAAAGAGAUUGGGAAAGCCCUUAACACUCGCUGAAAAAGUCCUCUAUUCACACAUCGAUCAACCUGAAACGCAGGAAAUCGUAAGAGGCCAAUCGUAUUUGAGGCUGCGCCCCGACAGGGUGGCCAUGCAAGACGCCACCGCUCAAAUGGCAAUGUUGCAAUUCAUCUCGAGCGGUUUGAAGAGAGUGGCUGUGCCCAGUACGAUUCACUGCGAUCAUCUCAUCCAAGCCCAAAAGGGGGGCGAUAAGGACCUGGCGAGAGCCAAAGACACCAACAAAGAGGUGUACAGUUUCUUGGCAUCGGCCAGUAACAAGUACGGAGUGGGUUUCUGGAAACCCGGCUCGGGUAUUAUCCAUCAAAUUGUGUUGGAAAAUUACGCUUUUCCCGGCCUACUUAUGAUCGGUACUGAUUCGCAUACGCCCAACGGUGGAGGUUUGGGUGGUCUUUGCAUCGGAGUCGGUGGGGCCGAUGCCGUAGAUGUCAUGGCUAAUAUCCCAUGGGAGUUGAAAUGCCCGAAGGUUAUUGGAGUGAAGCUAACCGGAAAAUUAUCCGGCUGGACUUCCCCUAAGGAUAUCAUAUUGAAAGUAGCCGAUAUUCUAACGGUUAAAGGUGGUACCGGAGCUAUUAUCGAAUACCACGGACCCGGUUGUGAUUCGGUUUCUUGUACCGGCAUGGCGACCAUUUGCAACAUGGGCGCGGAAAUCGGCGCUACGACCUCCAUUUUCCCCUUCAACGAAAGAAUGUACAAAUAUUUAGCCGCCACUAACCGAACGGGCGUCGCCGAAGAAGCUAAGAAACAACAAAAAGUUCUUCUCAGUCCCGAUCAAGGGGCGGAGUACGAUCAAUUGAUCGAAAUCAACCUGGAUACUCUGGAGCCGCACGUCAACGGUCCAUUCACGCCGGAUUUGGCGAGUCCCAUUAGCAAAUUGGGCGAGAACGCCAAGAAGAACAAUUGGCCGCUCGAUAUUAGAGUGGGGUUAAUCGGUUCGUGCACAAACAGCUCUUACGAGGAUAUGGGCAGGUGCGUCAGCAUAGCCAAAGAAGCCAUGAGUCACGGCAUCAAAUCCAAGAUUCCUUUCAACGUUACCCCAGGAUCGGAACAAAUCAGAGCUACCAUCGAAAGGGAUGGAUAUACGGAUGUUUUCAACGAAUUUGGUGCAACUGUAUUAGCCAAUGCAUGUGGACCGUGCAUCGGGCAAUGGGACAGACAAGACGUGAAAAAAGGCGAGAAGAACACCAUCGUAACCUCAUACAAUCGUAAUUUCACCGGUCGCAACGACGCCAAUCCCGCUACUCAUUGCUUCGUUACAUCACCCGAACUCGUAACGGCCCUAAGUAUCGCCGGAUCAUUGGAAUUCAAUCCGUUGACCGACGAAUUGUUGGGCAAAGACGGGAAAAAAUUCAAACUAUCGCCGCCGUUCGGCGACGAAUUGCCCAGCAGAGGUUUCGACGCGGGCGAAGACACCUACGUUCAUCCGGUAAAAGAUGCAUCCGGUGUUAACGUUGACGUCGAUCCGAAAUCCCAGAGGCUCCAAUUAUUGACGCCCUUCGAUAAAUGGGACGGCAAAGAUUUGGAGGAUAUGACUAUAUUGAUUAAGGUUAAAGGGAAAUGUACGACCGAUCACAUUUCGGCCGCCGGACCUUGGUUGAAAUACCGAGGACAUUUGGAUAACAUUUCCAACAACAUGUUCAUAACCGCCACCAACGCCGAAAACGGUGAACUCAACAAAAUCAAAAACCAAACGACCGGCCAAUACGGAGCCGUGCCCGACGUGGCCAGAGACUACAAAUCCAAAGGGAUCAAAUGGGUGGCGAUCGGCGACGAAAACUACGGCGAGGGCAGCUCUCGAGAGCACGCCGCUUUGGAGCCGAGACACCUCGGCGGCAGGGCCAUCAUCGUCAAGUCGUUCGCGCGCAUCCACGAGACCAAUUUGAAGAAGCAGGGCAUCCUGCCGCUGACGUUCGCCGAUCCCAGCGACUACGAUAAGGUGCAGCCCACCGAUAAAGUGUCGCUGAAGGGAUUGAAAGGUCUGGCGCCCGGCAAACAGGUCGAGUGCGUGUUGAAACACGCCGACGGUUCGGUGGAUAAGAUCAAACUCAACCAUUCGUUGAACGAACCUCAGAUAUCUUGGUUCCAUGCGGGCAGCGCGCUCAACCGCAUGAAGGAAUUAGCUAAAUAAUAUUAGUUUGUAUGAUUUUGUUUUAAUGUUUAUGGGGAAAUGAACCGUUCAACGAGCGUAAAGUUUGCUACAGGUGUUGUAGUGCAAACGACAAUAGGAAACGUUUAUUAGUAAAUACAUUUAAGUUUAAUUACAAAACAAUCUUGUAUAAUAAUAAUAACGUGUAAUAUUUAUUUGCAAAUAGAGAUUUCAACAAAA
This is a messenger RNA of Phyllotreta striolata, 2710 nucleotides long. Lineage: Eukaryota; Metazoa; Arthropoda; Insecta; Coleoptera; Chrysomelidae. The record is from the annotation of a GenBank genome assembly.